AUGAAGACUUGCUACUAUGAACUACUUGGGGUGGAGACGAAUGCCACAGAUGUUGAGUUGAAGAAGGCGUACCGCAGAAAGGCGCUGCAGUUCCACCCGGAUAAGAACCCAGAUAAUGUUGAGGAGACGACAGCGAUUUUCGCGUCCGUGAGGGCCGCGUACGAAGUCUUGGCAGACCCACAGGAGAGAGCGUGGUAUGACGACCAUAAGGAACAAAUUCUGAACGAUUCCGUUAAUCUGGAUGACGCGGACGAUGAAUCACAUUUGGAUUCAUCCAUCACGGGGGUCACAAGCGAUGAGUUACUGAUGUUUUUCAACAGCUCUCUGUACACGAAUUUUGGUAACAGUCCCUCGGGGGUGUACCAGAUUAUCGGGAAAAUCUUCGCGAAGUUGGCGAUGGAUGAGGUCUACUGGGCGCGUAGGUUACGAUUGGAUGGUUGUGACAAGUUUAAAGACGACGUUUUCGAGCAUAUCAUCAAUACAAAUGGAUACAUGGCCGCCGUCACGAAUAGACUUGCAGAGACGUACUACAUGUUUCCGGCAUUUGGCCACUCCCAAACGGACUACGAGUACUUGAAGGAGUUUUACAAGAAAUGGUCCUCAUUUAGUACGCUGAAGAGCUUUACGUGGAAGGACGAGUAUAUGUACAUGUCGACGUACGAUAGGAGAACGAAGAGAGAGGUAAAUAAAAGAAACGAGAAGUCGAGAAACGCUGCUAGAGGCGAGUACAACAAGACAGUGAAAAGAUUCGUAUCUUUCGUGAAGAAGUUAGACAAGCGAAUGAAGGCAGGGGCACAAAGACAAGAGAAUGAAAGAAAAAUGCAGAAGGAAGCGGCUAAAAAUGGUAAUGAUAAAAAACAGCGUGCCAGUGGCCAUACCCCAAGUAAUACACAAACCGAUUUCGAAUGGCAGAGUUGGCAGAUGGCGGAUGAACCGAAUUGGGAUGAGUUGGAGAAGGAGUUUCAAGAGUCCAGUUUAGGUAAAGAGGAAGAUGAGCAUUUAAAAUCCACCGUGCUACCGAAUUCUACGAAUGAGGAUGAAAUCCUUGUCUAUGAAUGUGUUAUCUGCGAUAAGAUAUUUAAAUCAGUGAAACAACUGGACAACCACCAAAAUACGAAACUACACAGGAAGAACUUGGCCCUCUUGAAACGUGAAAUGCAAAAAGAUAACAUGACGUUGGGGUUAGAUGCACUGUCUGAUUUGGAUGAUUACGAUUCUGCUGACGAAACGCCGUCAAAAGAACAGACAACCAAUGGUGACAUACCCAAGGACAAUUGCAUAAGCCUCGAUGACCUGAAUGAGCAAUUAGCUGAGAUAGAACGGCAAUUAGCCGAACAAGCGUCCAGUAGCGAAGACGAGGAUGAUCAAGAACAUAAUUCUCUGCCCGAUGUAAUGGAUGGAAUAACUGAAAUGGUCGAUCCAGUUGACAAUGUGACCGGAUCAGAAACUACUGGAGCGAAAACCACGAAAUAUUCAACUGAAGGUGAUUCGGAUGUCAGCUCAGCAUCUGUGUCCGACAUCGAGAACCGAGAACCAGACGAGCUGGCCCGAUUAUUGGCUUCGCUAGAAAGUUUGGGACUGACGGAGGACGGGUUCACUCUAGACAGUGAUUCCGACGACGAUUGGAGAACAGGGUCCAAAGCCAAAAGGAAAAACGCCAAGAACACCAAAAAACAAAAUAACGGGGGUAAGAACGGGAAGAAAACGAAGGAGAAAGCUGGUUCCGAGCCCGCAAACACUGCGACGCAGCAAAGCUGCAGUGUUUGUAACGCUUCCUUCGUCAGCAGGAAUGAACUUUUCGCCCAUAUCACCGCGCUCGGGCACGCGGCACCCCCGGGCAAGGCGUCCAAGAAGAAGAACAAAAGAAAAAACAAGACGUGA
Molecule: messenger RNA, 1881 nt
Organism: Huiozyma naganishii CBS 8797
Lineage: Eukaryota; Fungi; Ascomycota; Saccharomycetes; Saccharomycetales; Saccharomycetaceae
Gene: JJJ1
Product: Jjj1p
Exons: 1
Coding region: 1-1881 (626 amino acids)
Cellular component (GO): cytoplasm
Source: RefSeq, a predicted model, not a curated record